AUGGCUCCAAAUCCGAGUUUUGGUAAAGGAUUUAGAAGAUUGACAAAGUUAAAAUCGUUGACUUUCGAACUUUGUUAUUUGAAAUAUCUUAACAAAAGUGUGUUUGAAAACUUUUCUUCGAACAUUAAUGAGUUAAAUCUAACAGGAUGUCGUUUACAUUUAGUUCAUGUAGAAAAUGAUAUUCUUCUUCCCUUUCCAAAGCUGACCAAGUUAAACCUAGAAGCUACGUGUAUGCAUCUAAAGCAGGCAUUAAACAUCUUAUCUCCCUAUGAGGGUAAAAAGUUUACAUUGAUAAAUUUCGGAGGAUUGAGCUGUCCUGUAUUCAGUAAUGAUAUGAAUCCUUUUGCAUUAACAAUCACAAAAGACAUGAUGCAAUAUCUAAGAACUAUUUGUGUCGAAUGGUUAUAUUUAUCCGACAACGGGAUAGUCGAUUUUGAGGAAGAUUCGUUACUGUCUUAUGAUAGACCAGAAUGUUUAGAACAUAUGUACUUCAAAGGAAACCGUUUCGCCUUUUCAAAGGGCAGACAAAUGGACGAAUUACAAAGUUUUAUUCAAAACUCUACAAACUUAAAAACCUUAGACUAUUCAUAUAUUCCAGUUCGAUAUGAGCCGAGCAAUAACGAUCUGGGUAGAAAUAUUGUCCUUGAGAAACAACAAAAAGAAAGCAAUUUGACAUACUUGGAUCUUCCAUUUGGUUUUUCGCUUAUAGCCCUUCUGUUUCAAAAGAACUCAUCUCAGAAAAUCGAAACAUUGCUAAUAGAUGGUCAUCCACAUUCUACGUUUAUAGACCAAGAAGAAUUGAUAAAUAACGGGAAAAUCAAAACUUUAAAAUGGAGAGAUGCUAGUUUGUAUAUUCACAUGAACCCUGAAAAUAAGCAUUAUUCCUCGAUGAUACAGCCAGUAUUCAAGAAGUUAAAAUACUUAGAACACCUAGAUAUGUCAAAAAAUUCCCUGUGGUUUUUACCUGAAAAUUUGUUACAAAGUAUGACAUAUCUUUCAGAAUUACGUUUGUCCAAAAACUUAUUUCAGUUAGUUCCUCGGCAAAUUAUGGAUCUUACAAACAUAAAAUUAUUAGAUUUUCGACAAAAUCUUUUAACAACACUAGACAAAAACACACGAACUUGGGCAGAUGUAAUGAAUCAAAAACAAGGGUUAAAUAUUUUAAUUGUAGAUAAUGCAUUUGAAUGUAAAUGUGACAAUUUGGAUUUUAUUGAAUGGAUAAAUAAAACCAAAGUCAAGCUUGACAGUCACUCGUAUAAAUGUACGCUUGCUAAUGGUUCAUUGAUAAAUGUACAAGAGGCAUACGAGAAGUGGCAUGAUUUGUUUUCCCAUUGUGAAAGUUCAACAUGGCUAACCGUAGCCUCAACUUUGUUGUCCACGUGUUUCGUAACUGCUUUGUUAUUGUUGAUAUUUGGUAAACGAUGGGAAAUUUCUGUAUUCUUUUACCGAAAAUUCCGAAACAUUGUCAAAAAGAAAUAUUGCAAAAGCUUUGAAUAUGACGUUUUUGUUUCGUAUGGAGACGAUAGUGGACAUUGGAUUAAAAACUAUCUAAUUCCAAAAUUAGAACACGAGUGGAAACUCAAACUGUGUUUGAAAGAUCGUGACUUUUUACCCGGGUGUUCUUAUUUUGAUGCAGAAGCAGAAAGUAUAGAAAAAAGCAGACAUGUUAUUUUUUUGCUUACUCCAUCUUUUAAAUUGUCUGAAGAUUACCUUUUUGCAGUUGAAAGAGUAAAACACGAGAAAAGGAUACGCAAUAUAGAAAACAUUAUCGUUUUAGCAAAGGACAUUGCAUUGAAAGACAUCCCAACAGAACUAACUUAUAUUUGGAACUAUGUAUCAUUCAUUCAGUGGCCAGAUGACACCGAUGAUAUCGAUAUAAUGUGGCAGCAGUUGAGGCUGUGGAUUUGUCAUGAUUUGAUCUAAAAUACCCUUCCUAUUUAUCAAAUGCGGGUUUCACACAGUGCCGUAUGAAGUCAGACAGCACUAAGACACGAAAAGUAUAAAAGUUUACUAUCCUCAAUGAUCUGGAAUGUCCUUGUAUUGCCUGAACGCUGUAGCAUACGUUCGUAACAGAUUUCUAAUGAUCGGAGAGGUCGGCUCCGACAGUCAGGUGCGUCCCGUAACAUUCAGAAAAUUUCAUCCGAUUUUGUCUAGUCGGAUUACAAUCGUGAUUAUGUCGCGACAGAUUCUGCUGUAUCGGAUCAAGAUUGUAACAAUGUUCUGUGCUUUCUGGACGCUGUCCUGUGGAACGGGCAUGAUUUGGAAAGAUUUGUCAUAUCUGUUAUUUGCCGAUUGAGUCCAGAUUGCAUCCUGAAUGCGAACCUUCUUUGACGAAACCGUUCCGGUACAGCCCUAUUAUUAAUACGAAAUUCGUCAAUAAUAACCUCGUCUGAGUAUUGACAAUUACAAAACUCAAUACGACUGAGUCCAGUAUAAGCCGUUUGCAAUGCUGUACAACAGACUGCGAUAGGAUUGCGUUCCAACAAAUCAUCCCAAAUAUGGCGACAGUUUUCCAACGACUUUCUUCCGUCAGCGAUGGUUCACUAUCUGGUCCUGUCUGAUGUCUGAAGGAUCAAAUUCGGCAGAAUCUGAAUGCUGUCGCGUCAAUUCUGUCGUUUUUAAACAUAGGAAAGAUGCAAAUUUGUAUAUAGUCGGAUUGAAAACCGGAUAAUUGGGACAAGUUUGGAUGAAAAAGGCUGAACUCUAACGCUUGCUGGUUUUUUUUUACAAGUUUUGAUAAAAGUUUGAAUUUACAGCCACGAUUUACAAGAUCUUGAUUAGACUUAUAACAUAUUUUAUCGGGAAUGCUUUUAACAAGGACAGCAGUAAAAAUCGUGUAUGUGUGACCCCAGCUUGAUUUAUAAAAACAUAGGAAAUAUUGUAUCAAUAUAAGUUUAUUGUCAAAAUAUUGUAAUAAAUAGUUAUGGCCUAUACUGAAUAAAGUAACAUGAUUAUUGAUCAAACUUAGAAUUGUACGACAAAUCAUCUUGAAUUUUGCGAUAUUGUUCGAUUAAAUUGUCCAUUAUAUAUUGGAUUUACUGUUGGGUAAUAUAAUUUGUUUUGUGUAUGACAUGUUUAUUUUUAAUCAAUGAAGUCAUAUUAUUUCAUAUUCAUUACAUAAUAUUAUUUGAAUUAUGCAUGAAAGUUUAGCGGUCAAUUUGGGAGUUUGUAAAGCUUUAAUUUGACAAAUAAGUGGGAUUUGGAUGGCUUAUUCGUCAAUGCUUUGUAACAGUAUUUUCUAUUUGUUCCUGAUUGAAUCAUUCGAAAUAAAAAUAAUGUAGCUACUAGUA
Messenger RNA from Mytilus trossulus (common blue mussel), 3290 nucleotides. RefSeq names its product toll-like receptor 4. Bases 1 to 1923 code for a protein of 640 amino acids. Gene Ontology annotation, biological process: immune response; inflammatory response; toll-like receptor signaling pathway. Lineage: Eukaryota; Metazoa; Mollusca; Bivalvia; Mytilida; Mytilidae. Gene Ontology annotation, molecular function: transmembrane signaling receptor activity. Gene Ontology annotation, cellular component: plasma membrane. The record is from RefSeq and is a predicted model, not a curated record. The transcript is spliced from 2 exons.